UCUUCCAACUCUGUGAUUCUAUGAUUCUCAUGUGAAGUUGUUGUGUGCCUUCAUGUCCAGCUUUGGGUGACUCUAAAGCAACCCUAUAUUGUUUGAAAAUCUCCCUGGGAGGAUUUCAGUUUGGGAUGAAGACGGCAUGGCCCUGCUGGAAGUUGGUCUCCAUGCUGGAGGACCUACAGAUUCCUAGGGGAAACACUUCUUUACGCAUGUGUAGGCACAACUCUCUGGUGGAUGUUGACCAUAGAGCCAUGCUGGAGGACCUAGAGAUUCCUAGAGAAAACACUUUCCUAGGCAUGUGUAGGCCCUCCAGUGCGAUUCUAUGCUCUCCUUCUGGUGGACGUUGACCAUAGAGUUGUGCUGGAGGCCCUAGAAAUUCUUAGACUUGUGUUUUCCCCACUUCCCUGUGGGUUCUGUGCCCCAAAUGUGCCCACUCUAGUUCUCCCUUUGCUGUCUCCAUUCCCCACUGCAGCUUGGCGCCCACGGACCGAGGGAUGGGCAAAGUCAAAGACACGGUCAUCCUCUCCCAGAUGUCUGGGGAGCAUCUCCCAUUGCUGGGCCAAGCGGCACCCAUUGCCACCUACCUGAGCCAGGAUGAAGUGGUACAGCAGGCUGGCGCUGCCCGCUGGGUGUGCCUUCGCAGAGCCACGUUUGGCCUCCUGGGGGUGCUCUUUGCCUGCCUGCUCAUCAUGGCUGUCCUGCUUCUGCUGACCAUGCCACGGCCAAGGCCACCUCUCGCCUGGUGGCAAAAGGCCUCCUUCUACCACUUGCCGGCUGCCUCCUUCCCAGACUCCAAUGGGGAUGGCCAUGGAGACCUUGGAGGUGUGAGGCAUCAGCUUGACCAUCUCUUAGAGCGCUCCAUCCAGGCUCUUGUCUUGGGCUCCAUCCUUGAAGGCCACAACCUGAGCCAUAUCCUGCCUGCCCACGGCUCUCUGGGUCACUUGCAGGCUCUUGUGAACGAUGCACACAAGAGAGAGAUCCAAAUACUCCUUGAACUCCCCGUCGGUGAGGAAGGGAUGGAAGAAGCUGCUGAGGGCAACCAAACAAAGCAACUCCUCAAGAGAGCAAUGCAGUUCUGGGACACCCAAGGUGUGCAUGGAUUCAUGGUGAAGAAGGAGCCUCUCUGGCACAUGGAGAUGGUUCUGGAUGUCUGGAGUGAGUUGGACAGUGAGGUUGUGGCAGCUCCGUCUCGGGGAGAGGAGAGGGUCUUGAUGGUCUGGGAUGAGAGUGAGACCUGCAACAUCUCUCGCAGGGUGCCAAGCGGCAGCGUCAUUCUCACCUGCUACCUCCUUAAAGAUGGGGCAAACUUAACUGCCCAGGCUGUGGCCCAACAGGUGGAGAGGGUCUUAGGCUACCCAGGGGCACCUUGGCCCAGCUGGACGGUUCCUCGGGGGUUACUGGAGGCCCCUGAUUUGGGGGAGAUGUUAGGGGUGCUGCUGCUCACCUUGCCAGGAGCCCCGUUCUUGCCAGGCGGGAAGGGAUCCCCAAUUCAGCCGGAGAGAGACCCGACGAAAGGCAGUACCAAUGGGCACCCCCUGGCAGGACUGUACCACUCUCUUCUGGCCUUGCAUGCAAACACGUACCCCUUACGAGGAAUCGAUUUUGUUCUUCUGCCCCUCGUUGACCCCUCCAAGGACGUCUUUGCUUUUCUCCGGCUGGGUUCAUGCGCCAGCAUCCUAGUGGUCCUGAACCUGGGAUCGCAGCCCUUCCAACUCAGCCUGAAGCAACUGGGUAUCCCUGGCCCUGCCAAGGUCCUCUUCAGCACCCGCCCAGUGCCCCAGAGAGAGGUCGACGCAGAAGGGGUACAGUUCACACCCCACCAAGCCAUCCUCCUCAAAGUGCCAAGAGGACAUGGACCAUGAUUUGGCUUCCUUGGAUUGCAGCCUUGUGGAAGGAACCCAUUUGGCAGCCCUUGAGAUGCCAAAGAAACAUUCGUUGGCUAUCCUUUUGCUCAUUUUUUAACCAAUGCCAGAGCUACUCCUCCCCUCUUGGUUGUUGUAGACUCAGCCUGCAUCCACGCUGCAUAAUCCAUUUUGACACCACUUUUUUAACUACAGUGGCUCAAUGCUAUGGAAUUCUGGGAACUGUCAUUUCUUGCAGCCCCAGCGCUUUCCCACAGAGAAGGCUAAACGUCUCACAAAGCUAGUUUCUAGAAUUCCAUAGCAUUGAGCCAGGGCAGUUAAAAAGUGGUGUCAAACUGGAUUACUUCUGCAGUGCAGAUGCAGCCCUAGUCAUACUUCCGGCAUGAAACGAACUGAAUGAUUUGCCAGGUUAACUGGGGAGUGAGGAACCAAAGCCUUUUAUUGGAGUUUUUGCAACCUUGGAAGGAUGAUGCCUCCAACCCUUUGUUGUUUGUUGUUGUUGUUGUUAUUGUUGUGGUGUUCCUGACUUAUGAUGACCCUAAUGCGAAUCUAUUGCGAGAU
Sceloporus undulatus (fence lizard) is the source of this 2420-nucleotide messenger RNA. RefSeq lists its product as uncharacterized. The transcript has 8 exons. Bases 492 to 1859 code for a protein of 455 amino acids. Gene Ontology annotation, biological process: amino acid transport. NCBI's taxonomy places the organism in Eukaryota, Metazoa, Chordata, Lepidosauria, Squamata, Phrynosomatidae. The record is from RefSeq and is a predicted model, not a curated record.